Molecule: messenger RNA, 711 nt
Organism: Durusdinium trenchii
Lineage: Eukaryota; Dinophyceae; Suessiales; Symbiodiniaceae
Source: the annotation of a GenBank genome assembly
AUGUGCUCACGGCGCUGGAUUCUGUUGAUCGGCAGCUUCACAUGUUGUGGUCUGCUUCUAAGUUUGCCCGUGCCAGAGAUCCGGUUCAUCCGCCGUGGCUUCGCGCCCCAGGAGUGCAUCAGCCGUCCCGAGAACGACUUCGACUCUUCCUGCAACAUCACCUGCUCGUUCAAGGAGGGCAAAACUCUGUUGGAGUUUCCGAGAACCCGCACCCUGACAGGCCCAUGUGCCGCCCGGAUUCAAAUGAUUCAGGAUACUCUUCAGUUGGGUCGCAAGAGACAGUUCUUGGGAGACUUGAGAGUUUUUAACGCAAGCUGUGGAGCACUCACAACAUCUUCGGAACCUGACCUGGUCUAUUGGUGUGGCCUCUAUGCUGUCCGCCUCUGUCAAGAUCCGGGCGUCCUCCGUCCGAUGUUCCAGUUGCUUCUACCGAUGUCCGGACGGGUCGGCGGGAGAAGCGAGCGAGCGCCCAGCGCGCGGUAUGUGGGCAAGGCUUUCUACUAUUUGUAUCUUGCCAGUUUUCAGUCCAUCCGAGUGGAGCCCUGUGUUGAUCAGACUGAGUCUCUGAGAGUCUCUGUGUUGCAAGACGAAAAAAGAAAGACAUACUCUCUGAUUCUCAGUAUUUCGUUGGCUGGUGGAAUUGGUACCUUACAAAUCAUCGAAAGAUCAUUUAUAGGAUCUGUCCCCAUCCUUACCAGCAACAGUCGGUAA